AAAGGCCCAGCAAAGGUUGUACUUCCUGCGCCAACUCAGGAAGUGCUGAUCCUGUUCUACUCCGCCAUCAUCCAGUCUGUUCUCUGUUCUUCAAUUACUGUGUUGUUUGGAUCGGCCACUAAACAGGACACGGACAGAUGACAACGGAUAGUCAGGUCUGCAGAGUGUAACAGGAGUCAAAUUCCAUGUAUGUGCCCACAUACGUGGCCAAUAAAGCUGAUUCUGAUUCUGAUUUGUAUAAAAUUGUAAAAAUGACACUUUCCCAACAUGAAGUCAUGUAGAUGCUGCUGUUGAAAUGCAAAUAUCACAACCAGUACAAAUCCACAGCCACACAGCACAUCAUGGAUUAGCAAGUGUAACAUAGCUAGCUGGAGUUAGCCACGUUAACCACAAAAUGAACAAACACACACAAAGCAUUCAUACCUUUGCACUUGAAAACAUCGUCUGUACAGUUUUGUUUCAUGUUGCUUUAGCUAGUCGAAAGCUUUAUAUUAAUUGGUUAACUCAUAGGUAGCCACAAUGUAAGUAACUAGUUGUGCUAACGUUAGUUAGUUAGUUAAGCUCAAGUUUCAUGCGGUUCUCAUGUCCAUGCACCAGCAACCGGUGGGAGGCGAGUAAAUACAUUUUCUUCUUCUAAUUUCUUCUGCAUUAUUAAAUAUAAAUACACUUUUUAAAUUUUUUUAUUAUUGGUAUUUAUUACUUUCUAUUUUCAGUUAAUUAUUUUUACUUGAAUGUGGGAAACCGUCUCCCUAUUUUUCAAACACCCAGUCGCCUACAUAUCCCAGAGUUCAAAGCCCUCGUUUGUUUGGACUGGACCUGAGCUGCUCUCACUGAGCACCCGGCGGCCCUGCGUGUUUUACGAUAAUGCUGGCAGUCUCUCUCCUCUUGCAUCAAAAUGAAGAGCAUGUCUGGCUGAAGCUUCGUGGUUAACGGAAAAAGAAAAGAAAAAACGGUAACAUGAGAUGGAGAUCACUCGGACCAGACCGUCCUUGUAUGGAGAAAUCGCUCAUGGGCUUGGAUUCUGGACAGACCGGUCAGCAGUGCAUGAGGCCGCUGCACAGGGCAGGGCCCUUCAGUUGCAGCAGCUGAUCGAGGGAGGCGCAGCAGUUAAUAUUGUGGCAAUCGACUCCAUCACCCCCCUGCAUGAGGCGUGUAUACAGGGACAGACCCAAUGCGUCAGACUGCUGCUGGACGCUGGCGCACAGGUAGAUGCUCGUAACAUCGAUGCAAGCACACCGCUGUGUGAUGCCUGUGCAGCAGGUAGCCUUGAAUGUGUCAAGCUGCUGUUGGAGUAUGGAGCAACAGUUAAUCCUCCACUGUUUACCUUCUCACCGCUUCAUGAGGCUUGCAUGGGAGGAAAUUCUGAUUGUGUUCAGCUCAUGAUUGAUCAAGGAGCUUUUAUGGAGGCCCAUGACUGCCACUAUGGGACACCGCUACAUUUAGCCUGCGCAAUGCAACAUUAUGACUGCGCUAAAGUUCUCCUAAGUGGAGUUUUGUCUUACUUUCCCAAAGGAGCAAAUGUGAAUGCUGCCAAGCUACAUGAGACGGCCCUUCAUCAUGCAGCCAAAUCCAAGAGCAUUAACUUGAUUGAUCUACUUGUGGAGUUUGGGGGGAACGUGUAUGCCAGAGAUAACCUGAACAAAAAACCCAUCCACUACACCAGUCAGGGAUCCACCCCCUAUCUCUGCCUCGAGUUUUAUGAGAAUACCCCUCUGAGUCUACAACAGAUCAGCAGAGUGGCUGUGAGAGGGGCCCUCGGCAUAAGAGCACAGGAAGUGGUUUCCAAACUGAACUUGCCCAAUCGCAUCAUAUGUUUCCUGUCUCACAUGCCACCUCCAGUUAUUGAAAUUGAAUCUCCUGUGAGAAACAUCAGAUGCAGCUCUUAAAUGGUUAAAUGUAGACCAGUUAUGUUUGUGGAUCACUCUCCGGAAAGUCAUAUGACAGGAUGUUGAUUUUGGCAGCAGAACUACAGCACAGAUCAAAUAUCAAAACAUUUCCAAACUGGAGAGAUUUCAUAACUUAAAUAAUAAGACUGUUUUGCUCAAGCAAAUUUGGCACCGUUGAUACCAUCAUCUUAUCAUGAUGUUCUGGCCAACCUGUCACCUGUAAACAACUGCCUGCUUACACAUCCACUGGAGUUAUGUUUAAGUCCAGCAUUUACUUUAAUUUAAACCCUUUGUUUGGAAAAGAAUGUCUGUUCCUGGGGGUAAAGUGAGAUGAGACUCAACCAUACAGUCUACACGAAGGACAAAAAACUAACGACUAGCUAUUAAAGGUAAACACACCGGUGAUAUAUUACCAGUAAUCAAUUUGCCCUCAAACACAGACUCUCCUUUUAGCUCUUUGCACUUGUUGCGUCACUUCCACCUUUAGCCCCGUUUUACGACAUCUGUUAACGCGACCUCGCAUAACUUCACCCUGAGCAGAGUCAGUCACACCUUUGUGGGUGUGGUGGGCCCUAAACAAUGCAUUCCCAGAAACAACUUUGGCAACAGAACAAUUUCACAGUACAUGGAAUCAUUAGAAUCAGUGUUAUUUUUAAAAGUAUUGCUUAAUGGAGCUUGAAAUACAGAAAUGAACCUGGCUUGAUCAUCAUGAUCUUGUAAUACUUAACCAGAAGAAACAGGAUUAUUUAUCUCUGUAUAUAUUAUCUAACUAUUUUUCAUGUAAAUUUGUAAAUAAUAUAGAUGGCUCCACCUCUUUAAAUGUGUGUAAAUAAAAAGACCACUCCUGGACUAUUUUAAAAAUAA
Molecule: messenger RNA, 2750 nt
Organism: Cyclopterus lumpus (lumpfish)
Lineage: Eukaryota; Metazoa; Chordata; Actinopteri; Perciformes; Cyclopteridae
Product: ankyrin repeat and SOCS box protein 13-like
Exons: 6
Coding region: 963-1886 (307 amino acids)
Biological process (GO): protein ubiquitination; positive regulation of protein catabolic process
Molecular function (GO): protein binding
Source: RefSeq, a predicted model, not a curated record